Molecule: messenger RNA, 3291 nt
Organism: Hyla sarda
Lineage: Eukaryota; Metazoa; Chordata; Amphibia; Anura; Hylidae
Gene: USP3
Product: ubiquitin specific peptidase 3
Exons: 15
Coding region: 145-1710 (521 amino acids)
Biological process (GO): protein deubiquitination
Cellular component (GO): cytoplasm
Molecular function (GO): cysteine-type deubiquitinase activity; zinc ion binding
Source: RefSeq, a predicted model, not a curated record
CGCACGGUUACCAUAGGAACCAUCGGCCUCAACGCAGCACGGACAUUGAUAUUGACUUACGUCAAUAAGCCCCGCCUUCAUGUUGCUAUGGUGGAAAAAGUCCUGGUUACUGUGUCUUAACCUCUUGUGUUCCUCCGCCCCGCCAUGGAGUGCCCGCACCUUACCGCGAGUGUCUGCAUUGCCCCGGACUCUGCCGCGUUCCCUAGCGGCUGCCCCUCCUCGUGGUGCUGCAGCGUUUGUCGUUCUAAUAAAAGCCCAUGGGUCUGUCUGACUUGUUCCAGUGUCCACUGUGGACGAUAUGUGAAUGGUCAUGCAAAGAAACAUUACGAGGAAGCGCAGAUACCUGUUCCCAAUUACAAGCAACAUGAAAAGUUGGAGAAAGAGAAAACCCAGCACACAGUGUGUAUGGACUGCAGCAGCUACAGCACGUAUUGUUAUCGUUGUGAUGAUUUUGUGGUUAAUGACACAAAGUUAUGUCUAGUGCAGAAAGUUCGGGAACACUUGCAAAACUUGGAAAAUUCUGCUUUCACAGUAGAAAGGCACAGAAAAAGAAAGUUUUUGGAUAACCCUUCCCUGAAUAAGAAAAUGCUCAAAAUGAAUGGAAGUACCUCUGCAGUGUGUGCCACUGGUCUACAAAAUCUGGGGAAUACCUGUUUUAUGAAUGCAAUACUACAGUCACUCAGCAACAUUCAACAGUUUAGCUGCUAUUUCAAAGAGCUGCCUGCAGUAGAACUGAGGAAUGGGAAAACCGCUGGUCGCCGGACCUAUCACACAAGGAGUCAAGGAGAAGUUAAUGUGUCAUUGGUUGAAGAGUUUAGGAAGACUUUGUGUGCAUUGUGGCAGGGUAGCCAGACUGCAUUUAGUCCAGAAUCCUUAUUCUACGUCAUAUGGAAAAUCAUGCCAAGCUUCAGGGGCUACCAGCAGCAAGAUGCCCAUGAAUUCAUGCGGUAUUUGUUGGAUCAUUUGCAUCUAGAACUUCAGGGGGACUCUCAUGGAUCUAGGCAAUGUCUAAUGCCACAGGAAACCUCGAACCGUUCCUCAAACAGCAAAUGUUGUAUCAAUGGAGCAAACUCAGUGGUAACAUCUGUAUUUGGGGGUGUACUGCAGAAUGAAGUCAACUGCCUAAUUUGUGGAACAGAAUCUAGGAAAUUUGACCCAUUUCUAGAUCUCUCUUUAGACAUUCCCAGUCAUUUCCGUAACAAACGAAAGAACCAAGAUAAUGGACCAACAUGCACUCUCCGAGAUUGCCUUCGCAGCUUCACAGACCUUGAAGAGUUGGAUGAGACAGAGCUCUACAUGUGCCUGAAAUGUAAAAAGAAACAGAAAUCCACCAAAAAAUUUUGGAUUCAGAAACUACCAAAGGUACUUUGCUUACAUUUGAAAAGAUUCCAUUGGACUGCUUAUCUUAGGAAUAAGGUGGACACGUAUGUAGAGUUUCCCCUGCGAGGAUUGGACAUGAAGUGUUUUUUGCUGGAGCCAGAAAAUAUGGGCCCAGAAAGCUGUCUUUAUGAUCUAGCUGCUGUUGUUGUUCAUCAUGGUUCAGGUGUUGGCUCUGGUCACUACACAGCCUAUGCAACCCAUGAAGGACGCUGGUUCCAUUUCAACGACAGUACAGUAACCCUUACAGAGGAGGAGACGGUGAUGAAGGCAAAAGCCUAUAUUUUGUUCUAUGUGGAACGUCCAGUCUCAACCAUUUCAGAAAAACUUUAAAUACCUCUCUUUGUUCCCUCGAACUGCCCAUCCCUCCACUAAUACUUGAUUGAAAAAUGUUUUAAUUCAUGCACUUUCACAGCUCUUUGUCUGGCUGUUAUUGGUGGAGUAAGCUGUUCUGACAGAACUUGAUUGACCCUCUUUCCCCGUGCUGCCAAAGAGGCCUGCAGUUUUCUCUUUACAUUGUAGACCUCCUCCAAAACAAAUUAAGAUGCAAUCACUAUAUGCUCGGACAUUUAAAUUAGUAAAAACCUGGUGUUCAAUGGAAUCACAUAAGGCUUUCAGAGGUUCAAGCUGUAGUAACGUUCCAAAUCUCCACUGCCUUUCUGGCUGGUCUUAAGCAAAGGCCCAGAAGUGUUUUACUUUGACUAAUAUACAUGUAAACAGCUUUUAAAAGCUGGCUGGUAAAAUCUGUAAUCCGAUUUUAAUAUAGCAGAGUCCUGCACAAUAAUUUGGAUACCCCUGAGCAGUUAAGCUAUGUAGUCUUGACCGCCUCCCCUUACAAAUAUAUACUGCCUGUUUGAGGGGGUGACCACCCAAAGCUGAUAAAGUAUAUUUACAGUGUUCCUUUAAAUGUUUGGCAGAUGUUUAAUUACUUCAGCCACCAGUCUUUGACUUACUAGUUGCUUAUGUAUUAGGGCUCAUUCACACUACCUUUAUGUCAUACAGGGACCGGAUCUGGUUGGGAAAAGUGCAAACCGUGUGCUCCCGUAUCCCAGCCGGAAAAUCGGAUACGGGUCAGAGUGACUAUCUGACUCUAGUCGGCUCAUUUAAAUGAAUGAAAUGCGGGCUGGUCCGGCUUGGAUACGGGAGCGCCCCGUUUGCACAUUUCCCAACUGGAACCGGUCCCUUUAUGACAUAAACGUAGUGUGAACCCAACCUAACUCUAAAGUGGGAUAGCACAGUCCUGCCUGAUGAUUGUCAGCUUGUCUUGCAGAUUAGGUGGGCCUAUCUGAUUAUCAGGGGGCUAACUAAUGAUCCUGGCGGUGCCUUUCAUCAAGGUGCCUGAACCGAAGAUCUGAUCCUUAAAGGAGUAUUCCGGGCAAAAACAUUUUAUCCCCUAUCCAAAGGAUGGGGGGGGGAUAUGAUGUCUGAUCGCGGGGGAGCCCACCGCUGGGACCUCUGCGAUCUCCCUGCAGCACCCGCAUUCUAUGCGUGAGCUGCGUCUACAGUUUCGGAAACCUUUGGGUUUCCGUGACUGGGGACGUGACGUCACGCCACGCACCCUCCAUUCAUGUCUAUGGGAGGGGGCGUGCUGCAGGGAGCUUGCGGGGGGGUCCCAGCGGCGGGCCCCCUUGAUCAGACAUCUUAUCCCCUAUCCUUUGGAUAGGGGAUAAAAAAAUUUGCCCCGAAUACCCCUUUAAUGCAAGAGUUCUCCAUUCUUCUGUUGUCUUGCCUUGUAGAUGUCUUUAUACACAUUCAUUUGAAUGAUUUUAUACUUUAAAAUGGCGUCCAUUUCAUUCUAUUUCAAAACUACCAUCACAUUCCUUUUAUUGAGCUUUUCAAUUAUAGAUGGUAUAUUGUUUAAUUGAAAUAUCAUGCUGUUUUGUUCAGCAGUCAAUAUAAAACUUCAUACAGCAA